Zophobas morio is the source of this 801-nucleotide messenger RNA. RefSeq lists its product as uncharacterized. The record is from RefSeq and is a predicted model, not a curated record. The transcript is spliced from 6 exons. Bases 263 to 763 code for a protein of 166 amino acids. NCBI's taxonomy places the organism in Eukaryota, Metazoa, Arthropoda, Insecta, Coleoptera, Tenebrionidae.
AUUUUUAAAUUUAGUCUAAUGGGAACUUGGCAUGGCAUAAUGACUCAUUUGUUUCGUAAUUAAAUUUUAAAAGCUAGAAACGUCCACGCAUCAUUUCGGCUGCGUCUUCGCGAUAACCAAAUUGAAUUUCGUGGUGCCAAAAUUUCGAAUUCGGGAAGCAAUUUCAGGUAUGUCAUAAUCGAUCGUCUCUAUAGUCACAUACAGUUUAAUAUUAUACUCCUGCGGCACAAGUCGCGAAUUUCUCCGCAAAACCCAUUUAUAAAUGAAAAUGUACAAAUUUUGUGUCAAAGUUGUGAUCCUUUUUCUCGAGUUUGUCUUGUGUUAUGGUCAAAGAACCGGCUACAACGAGACGUGCAACAGCACGGAAGAAUGUUCGGACCAUCGGUAUAAGUGCCAAUUAGACCAAGAAAAUGUCCUGAGAUGUCUUUGUGAUAGAUUCCAUGCUUGGUUUGAGGAUGAGGGCUGCGUCCAACUAUACAACGCAUCAGAAAUUUUAAAUAUGACCGUAACCGUUACCGAUAACAUUCGUUAUCUUGAAGAACACGUCAAUGUAGUAAUGAGAACUCAGUUAGCGGCUGGACUUUUUGUUUUUGGAAUGGUCAUAGUCGCAACGCUUAUAGUUACAGGAUUUUGUGUUUACGUCCACAUAAAGGAUCGAAGUUUGUCUAAUCUAACCAAAGCUGCCAAAAAAGAAGCCGAAUCCCGACGGCGUUCCACGAGGUUCGACGACCCGAAACCUUCAACAUCAACGACGAUUGUGUAGAACUAAGACAUAGUUUAAAUGUGUCAACAAUGAAAUAA